ACAUCAUAAACAUGAGUUUAUGCUUGAAACCAACAUGUGCUGUUUCUGUUUGAAAACAAUUUAAAAAAAUCAACAUAUUAAACUCUUAUUUUCUUUAUUAGUGAUUUAUUAUAGUUAAUUAUUUAGUUCAAUUGAUAAUUCAUUAUGGAAGACGAUCAAAUUGUCGAUGAUCCCUGGUCUAUCGAAAUACCUCCACUGAAAAAAGAUGAACUUCCUAAUUGUAUUGUUGCGGAAUCACGUUUUGCCACACUAUUUCCAAAGUACAGGGAACACUAUGUCAAGGAAUGUUUUGAUUUGAUUGUAAAAAUUUUGGAGGAGUAUGAAGUUAAAGCGGAACUUGAUUUGAUGGAGGGUAGUAUUACUGUAUCAACGACAAAGAAAACUUGGGAUCCGUUUAUUAUUUUGAAAGCUCGUGAUAUGGUUAAAUUGAUUGCUCGUGGAGUUCCCUUUGAACAUGCAAACAAGGUCUUACAAGACAAUGUGGCCUGUGAUAUUAUAAAAAUUGGUCGACUGGUCAGGAAGCGAAAUAGAUUUAUAAAGCGACGACAACGACUGGUUGGUCCGUCUGGAUCAACCUUGAAAGCUAUUGAACUGUUGACAGAUUGUUAUGUACUUGUUCAAGGAAAUACUGUUUCAGCAAUUGGACCUUACAAAGGGUUACAGCAUGUCAGACGGAUUGUAAUUGACUGUAUGAACAACAUUCAUCCUGUUUAUAAUAUCAAAGCCUUAAUGAUUAAAAGAGAACUGGCUAAGGAUCCAAAAUUAAAGAAUGAAAAUUGGGAUCGCUUCCUACCUCAAUUCAAAUCAAAGAAUCUAUCUAAGCGAAAGAAGCCACUUAAAGUUCGAACCAAGAGUGAUUACACACCGUUCCCACCACCACAACCAGAAUCCAAGGUAGAUCAACAACUAGCGUCUGGUGAAUACUUCAUGAGAGAUGAAGAUAAACGUUCCAUCAAGAAGAAGGAGAAGGCCGCUAAACAAGAAGAGGCUAGAAGAACAAGACAAGAAAAACGAGAGAAGGUAUUCAUUCCUCCAGAAGAAGAUGACAAUAAAUCAAAGGACAACUCCAUGAAGAAGGAACCUCAACCCGAUAUUGACAUUGAAAAAGUUAAGCAAAGGAUUAAGAACUUUCAGAAAAAAGGAUUCAAGAAACAAAAAUCUCAGGAUUGAUUCGCGUGACUGAAUUUGUGAUUCAUCAACAGAUCAUGAGUCACAGUAUCUUUUAGGUCUAAUUUUUUGAUUCCCAAAUUAACUCAGACUCUUGUUGAUUGAUUUAAAUGAUUUCUUGAUUGUAAAUUAAAUUUUAUUUAUUCUAUCUCAA
Molecule: messenger RNA, 1321 nt
Organism: Tetranychus urticae (two-spotted spider mite)
Lineage: Eukaryota; Metazoa; Arthropoda; Arachnida; Trombidiformes; Tetranychidae
Gene: dbe
Product: KRR1 small subunit processome component homolog dbe
Cellular component (GO): small-subunit processome; nucleolus
Molecular function (GO): RNA binding
Source: RefSeq, a predicted model, not a curated record